Messenger RNA from Nothoprocta perdicaria, 2570 nucleotides. It is a transcript of the gene IMMT, whose product is annotated as inner membrane mitochondrial protein. Gene Ontology annotation, biological process: cristae formation. The record is from RefSeq and is a predicted model, not a curated record. Gene Ontology annotation, cellular component: MICOS complex. Lineage: Eukaryota; Metazoa; Chordata; Aves; Tinamiformes; Tinamidae. Bases 1 to 2229 code for a protein of 742 amino acids. The transcript is spliced from 15 exons.
AUGAGACYUCACAGAGAAGGGCUGGACUGGGAGAACUGCCGCUGCGGGAGAGCCGCACUCCRGCCGCCGCGGCCGCUCCGGCCGUGYCGCGGAUACGCCGCCGCUCCAGACGGAUCGGGUGUUUCUAUAGGUAAAAUUAUUGGUGCAGGUCUCCUGUUUGUGGGUGGAGGAGUAGGUGGCACCAUCUUAUACGCCAACUAUGACGCCCGGUUCCGGGAGAACGUGGAGAGGACUGUUCCCUACUCCGAGAAGCUCUUUGAGAUGGCGCUCGGCCCCGCGCCCCACAGCGUGACGACCCCAAAGAGAUCGGUACAGCAAGGCCCCCUGAAGAUCUCCUCUGUAGCAGAAGUAAUGAAAGAAUCUAAACAGCCAACGAGCAAAUCCCCAAAGAGCAAAGCAGAGGCUGCUCCUUCGCCAGAAGAAAAGGAAGCAGGCACCACUGCAGCUCAGGUCAUCUCUGCCACAGGUGAAGCUGUGUCAGUGCCAGCUCCUGGGAUGCAGACUGAAGAAGAUAAACAACAGGAAGAUUCCCAUGCCAUAAAGGAACGGUCACCAGAGGAGGUUGCAGCCCGGCUUGCCCAGCAAGACAAAGAGGAACAAGAGAAGAUAUCAGCGCUGGCGGCGGCGCUGGAGGGAGCCCUGAGCGGCAGCGCGCGGGUGACGCUGCAGGCCGUGGCGGCGCAGGAGCGCGCCGUGCAGGCGGUCAACGCGCACGCGCACACCCUCCGGGAGGCCAUGGACAACUCCGAGACCGCUGGGGAGAAGAAAUCCACUCAGUGGCGCACACUGGAGGAAGCACUGAAGGACCGGAGAAGAGCCGUGGAUGAAGCUGCUGAUGCCCUCCUCAAAGCCAAAGAAGAGUUAGAGAAGACAAAAUGUGUCAUUGAGAAUGCCAAGAAGUCUCAGCUCGCGGGAGCAAAACCCCACAUAGCUGCUGCAGAGGAGAAUCUUCAUCACAUGAUAGUYGACUUGGACAACGUAGUGAAAAAGGUUCAGGCAGCGCAGUCUGAGGCCAAGAUAGUAGCUCAAUAUCACGAGCUUGUGGCUACAGCCAGAGAAGAAUUUCAGCGAGAACUUGAUAGCAUCACUCCAGAUGUGCAGCCUGGCUGGAAGGGCCUGAACAUAACCGACCUAGCCGGGCAGCUGUCGCCGGACGACCUGAACUCGCUCGUGGCGCACGCGCACCGGCGCAUCGAGCAGCUCAACCGGGCGCUGGCCGAGCAGCGCGUGCGCGAGCAGCAGCGCAUCGAGGCCGCCCUCGAGCAGCAGAAGCUGGAGGACAAGAAGGCGCUGGAGGCGGCCGUGGCCAAGGCGCUGGAGCGUCACAAGGACGAGAUCGAGCUCGAGCAGGAGAAAAAGAUCGAGGAGGUGCGGGAGGUGAUGGAGAGCGAGAUGAGGACGCAGCUGCGGCGCCAGGCGGCUGCGCACACCGACCACCUCAGGGACGUCCUGAAGAUCCAGGAGCAGGAGCUGAAGGUGGAAUUUGAGCAGAAYUUAGCAGAAAAGCUGAGCGAGCAGGAAAUGCAGUUCCGCCGCCUCACGCAGGAGCAGCUGGACAACUUCACGCUGGACAUAAACAGCGCCUACGCGCGGCUGAAGGGGAUCGAGCAGGCGGUGGAGAGUCACGCGGUGGCGGAGGAGGAGGCGCGGCAGGCGCACCAGCUGUGGCUCGCCGUGGAGGCCCUCAAGCACUGCCUGCGGACGGCGUCCGGGGACGGCCCCACGGAGCCGCUGGCGGGCGCCGCGGCGGCCGUGCGCGCCAGCUGCUCGGGCGACGCCUUCGCGGCGGCGCUGGCGGCGGCGCUGCCGGCGCAGUCGCUGGCGCGCGGCGUGUACAGCGAGGCGGCGCUGCGGAGCCGCUUCCGCGCCGUGCACCGCCUCGCCCGCCGCGUCGCCAUGGUCGACGAGACCCGCAACAGCCUCUACCAGUACUUCCUCUCCUACCUGCAGUCGCUGCUCCUGUUCCACCCGCAGCAGCUGAAGCCGCCCGCCGAGCUCAGCCCCGACGACCUGGACACCUUUAAGUUACUGUCUUACGCGUCCUACUGCGUCGAGCACGGAGACCUGGAGCUGGCGGCCAAGUUCGUCAACCAGCUAAGAGGAGAGUCGAGGCGAGUGGCGCACGACUGGCUGGCCGAGGCGCGAACCACGCUGGAAACGAAACAAAUUGUGGAUAUCCUGACGGCCUACGCCAGCGCCGUGGGGCUGGGCACCACCCAGGUGCAGUAGGGCAGCAGCGGAGCGGGGGGCACUUGGAGGGCUGUGCUGGCCAGAAAGCCACCAGGCUCCACGGGUUGCAGAGCAAGCGGGCGCAGGGGCUGGGAGCACUACAGCCCAGCGCGGGCCCGUCCCGUCUCCUCGCACUGUGUUUCACUUGACCACCCCCUGCCCCGUUCGUCUUGGUUCUGAGGUAGCACGAGGGCCUCCCUCGGGAAGCUCCUCUCCCAUCUGUGUAACGGUUCUGUUGCUCCGUCUUGCCACCAGGGCUCGUGAUCCAACCCGAAUAAUGUUUGUAACCCGUCAGUACUGAUUGGCCGCUCUGUCAGCUGAAUAAAACCAUAUUUCAACCA